AUGGUCCAUGAGGCUGAGAAAUAUCGUGGCGAGGAUGAAAUUCAGCGUGAUCGUGUUUCGGCUAAGAAUGGACUUGAGUCUUACUGCUCUAACAUCAAGAAGACAAUUGAGGAAGAUAAGCUCAAGGAUAAGAUUAGCGAGGACGAUAAGAAGAAGGUUUUGGACAAAUGA
Messenger RNA from Meloidogyne enterolobii, 171 nucleotides. NCBI's taxonomy places the organism in Eukaryota, Metazoa, Nematoda, Chromadorea, Rhabditida, Meloidogynidae. The record is from the annotation of a GenBank genome assembly.